UUUAAGCGAAGCGAAAGUGGCUUUAAAAUUUUGUAUUUUGUUCAUUAAUUUAUUAUUGAAUUUUUAAUUUGUUUUUGUGAAUUGUGCGCAAAUUGGAAUUAAAUUAUUUAUUUAUAUAUUGGAUAGAAAAUGGUAGACAUAAAAACUAAUUCUCCCAUCGUUGGAGAAACUGACUCACAUUAUGAAUCAAGGAUACAAGCGAAUAGUUCUGGUACAGGAACAUCAACGCCAUCAUCCUCUUCUGACUACUUGACAGGGGAAGCAGAUGAUAGCUCCGACAGCAAGGGAACUAUUCCAUUUAGUCUAAAAUCAGUGGAGACUAUGCUUUCAUUAUCCAAGGAUGCUUCUGAGGAAGAUCUUCAAGAAAUGGUACAGAAGUGUAAGUCGAUGGUGCUGGAAAGCGCCGAGUGUUCAGACGAACGUAAAUGGCUUGUGCGACGGUUGAUUGAGUUACGUUUACGCGCACAGGAGUUGCGCGAGACCUCGGAUGAGAAUCUCUUUGAAACUUGUGUGAUUCUUGGGCAUCACUUCGUGCCACAGAAAUAUCAUAUCACUACAUCUGGUCCAGUUUACUGUGAUCACUGCAGCGGAGCAAUCUGGACGAUGUUACAAUCAUGGUAUAUGUGUAGUGAUUGCAAAUUUAGUUGCCAUUGGAAGUGUCUGAGUAAUGUAUGCCGUAUUUGCGUGCAUGUGAUCGCCAGUGAGGCUGGUGGUUACACCCAUACGAAAGACAUUUGUCCAGAGCAAGGCCUUUCAAAACAAAGCUAUCGUUGUGCGGAAUGCAAAGUUAGAAUAACAUUUACUUUCUCAAAAGGAUUAUCACUAUCUUGCUUCGGCAGUUCUUUUAAGCACACAGAAUCGGCAUGGGUGGAGCCGCGACUUUGUGACUAUAGCGGUUUAUAUUACUGUCAGAGAUGCCAUUGGAACACAGCUAUGGUUAUUCCUGCGAGAGUGAUCAGAAACUGGGACAUGGAACCACGCCUGGUGUCUCGUGCCGCGGCGCAACUUCUUAUGCUUUUGGAGGAUCGUUCUGUAUUGCCGUUGGAAGAAUUAAAUCCGAAACUCUUCACUUUGGUCCCAGAUUUGUCGCUUGUAAAGCGAAUGCGAGGAGAAAUGCAGAUGAUGAAGAAAUACUUGGUUCUAUGCUUAGACGCUUGUACUCAAGGAUUACCAUGGAAAAUCGGAUUACGCACACACAUGAUCGAGAAUUCAGGUAACUAUUCCAUCAAGGAUCUUAUCGAUCUGCAGAGUGGCAUUCUUCUGGAUGAGCUUCGGACCGCUUAUGAUACGAUGCAUGCACAUAUUACACAGCAAUGUGAACUCUGUAAAGCAAGGGGACAUUUAUGUGAGAUAUGCGGCAAUGAUGAGAUCAUUUAUCCAUGGGACGCGAGCUCAAUUAUUUGUCCGCAGUGUUCGGCAGUACAUCAUCGCGUUUGUUGGGCUAAACGUAAUCACUGUUGUCCACGUUGCGCGCGUUUGCAAAAACGUCGCGCUUUACAAGGACAAAAUACUGUCGAAGACUGUGAUACAGACGAAACUGCAAAGAACUCCUAAAUAAAAGCAUUAUGAAAUGCUGUGAAACAUCGUAAAAUAUUUUGUAUAAUAUAUUUGCAUAACGAUUUAUACUUUGUACCUGUUAUUUUUUUAAAGCAGUUUAGGCUGUCAUCUUUAUAUAUAUCCGUCACAUUACACACAUAUAUUAAAGGUUGUAUAACAUUUUCUUGCGCUAAUAAGUAAAUUUUGUCUACUUACAAUCUAAUUAUUGAAGUUGUCAAGUUAAUAUCUAUAUUUAUCGCAUCUUUUAAUAAUAAAUA
Camponotus floridanus (Florida carpenter ant) is the source of this 1814-nucleotide messenger RNA. RefSeq names its product differentially expressed in FDCP 8 homolog (gene DEF8). The record is from RefSeq and is a predicted model, not a curated record. The transcript has 8 exons. Lineage: Eukaryota; Metazoa; Arthropoda; Insecta; Hymenoptera; Formicidae. Bases 130 to 1554 code for a protein of 474 amino acids.